AAAAUGGGACGAGACUCAUCAUGCUCCCCAUUGGGCCCUUGCUUUGGCGAUCCAAUUCGAAGCAGCAAAACUGUUGGUUAGCCCGAGGGCCACGUUUUCUUUUGUAUUUUACGGUAAGUCCAUUAUCCCAUCCUCCCAGUUGGGGAAAAAAAUCCAUAUCCCGGACCUGACAUCCCUUGUCUUCUUCCCCUCUCCUGCAAAAGCAAGGUUAUCUGCAACCUGAUAGAUAGAUAGAUAGAUAUCACAAUCUGCUAUGGCAGAAUGUAGAAGCAAUGAAGCCCCAACAUCUACUCCUGAUGUGAAAGAUGUAAAAGCGCCAAAUUUGAUUGAGCGUGCAAAGGAAGAGAUUCAGGCUAUAAUUCACCACGAUAAGAAACCUCAUCAUCACAAGGAAACUCAUGGAACUAGUAAUGACCUUGGUGAAAGCACACCCGUGGAUGAAGUUAAGGCACCAAAUGUAUUUGAACGAGUCAAGGAAGAAAUUGAAGCAGUUGUAGAGAGUAUCCACCCUAAGAAAUGAUCCAACUCUUGUUAAAUUAACUCUUCAUGUCAAUAUUAUUUAACAAUACUGGUUUCCCUACUUCCUACACAUGUACAAUACCUAAUUGCUAUGUAUAAAUAGUACUGAAUUCUUGGUGUUUACAUGGAAGGUGUUGCUAUUUGGGACA
Capsicum annuum is the source of this 668-nucleotide messenger RNA. RefSeq lists its product as uncharacterized. The transcript is spliced from 2 exons. Bases 254 to 520 code for a protein of 88 amino acids. The record is from RefSeq and is a predicted model, not a curated record. NCBI's taxonomy places the organism in Eukaryota, Viridiplantae, Streptophyta, Magnoliopsida, Solanales, Solanaceae.